This is a messenger RNA of Racocetra persica, 579 nucleotides long. The record is from the annotation of a GenBank genome assembly. Lineage: Eukaryota; Fungi; Glomeromycota; Glomeromycetes; Diversisporales; Gigasporaceae.
AUGGUAAACGCACAAGAAUAUAUAAAUCAAAAGUAUCCAAAAGAAAAAAGAAGUGAAAUUACGGAAUUAGAUAUUAAUGAAAAAACAUUAGAAGGUGAUUUAGAUUUAACAGACUUUAUUCAAUUAAUUAAACUUGAUCUUUCGAAUAAUUAUCUUACUAGGAUUAUUUUUCCUACUGAUGCUAGAAAGUUAAUUUACUUAGAUAUAACAAAUAAUGAUUUUUCCCCACAAGAUUUAUCAGUUUUUAGUCAACUUACUAAUUUAAAGGAACACAAAUUGAAAACUGGUAUUUAUAACAAAUUUUUUGGUUCUCUCAAACCCUUAAAAAAUCUGAACAAGUUAGAAAAAUUAGAUAUUUCUAAUACUGAUAUAGAUAGUGGUUUGGAAUACCUACCUGAGAGUUUAAAGACAUUUUAUUGCGAAAAUGUUCCUUGCGAAAAAGUUAGAGAAUGGGUGAGAAAGAGAAUUAUUCAGGAAGAAGAAAGCUUAAAGUAUGAGGACGAAAGAGCAAGAAAUGGUUUAUUCAGUUGCUACUUUCCUUUAAAUAUUGCUGAUUGUUCUUACGAAUUGCAAACUUGA